GGCCGUGGCGGCGCCAUGGCGGAGCUGCGCGGCCGCCUCGCGGUCCUGGAGCCCGGCGGCGCCUGGGUCCCGCCGCUGCCCCCGGUGCCGGUGACCUUCGACGACAUCUCCGUGCACUUCAGCGAGCCGGAGUGGGCAAGCCUGGACGAGUGGCAGAAGGAGCUGUACGGGAGCGUGAUGCAGGGGAACUACGAGACGCUGGUUUCCCUGUACUGUGCCCUAUGCAAGCCUGACCUCUUAUUGCGGAUUGAAAAAGGGGAAGAGCCGUGCGUGCCAGCGCAGUCAGACCUGGAGAGAGCAGAUGUGCCUGAGGAUCUCCCCACAGAACUGGACUCUCCUAGCUGUGUGAGCAAUGAUGCUCUGCUGCAGGUGAAAACGGAGAAAGAGUCUUGUGAGGGGAAUUGCGGGGACCUAGAGGAAAACAGCAGCCCAGCAGACCCACCAGACUGCUGCACAUCACACAUCCCUCAUGAAGUCCUUCCUGUCCCAGUGGAUCUCAGUCUACCAAGCCCUUCCCCUCCCUCACCUCUCUCCACAUGCUCUCAUGAAGUGGUGAAUCCGAACCAGUCUCCCCAUCCUCCCCCUGCAGCAGAUGCUGUGGUGGGGGCUGCAGUAGAGACACAGCAAGUGGAGGUUGCUGCAGAGAAACCGCCAGUGCCUGAAAUGCCUUUGAAGAGGCUAGAAGAGGAGGAUGUGAAAGAUUCAGGGAAAGGUGACCAGGAUCCAGUGAAUGAUGUUUCUGAAGAUCCAGGUAAGGAGGAUGUAUCAGGUCUUUGCAAAGCAGUGGCGCAUGCAGAUCCAAGCCACCCAGUUACUUCCUUGGGGAACCCAGUGGAGAGCUCCUGCAUGGGCAGAACUGCAGCCUGCCAGCGAAACUCCACUCGGGAGAAAUUCUACACGUGCUCUGUGUGUGGGAAGAAAUUUCUGCUGAAGAUAAAUCUCAUCCUCCACCAGAGGAGCCAUGCCAGCUGGGUACCGUACAUCUGUACACACUGUGGCAGGAGCUUCAGAUCCAAGAAAAAAAUCCGACGUCAUCUGCAUAUCCGGACAACCAAGGGGUCCUGCCUGGCCUCUGAUACUGAGGAAUACUCCGGCGUGGCACAGUGCCCUGCCUCACAGUCUGUUGCCCAAAACAAGGGCACCGUUGCUGAGUGGGAGAAGUCCAGCCCCAGUAGGAGCUUUGCCUGGGCCUCUGACUUUGUCCGCCACCACCGGAUCCACACGGGUGAGAGGCCGUAUCAGUGCCCUGAAUGCCAGAAAGCCUUCAAGCGGCACCACCACAUGGUUGUCCACCGGAAGACCCACACAAGGAAGGAAAGGCCGUACUAGUACAGCGAGUGCGAGAGAGUUACCUCAGUCUGCAGCAUCUGUUUAAGCACAAAUGUGUCCGUGUGAAGUAGACAGCGUAGUGGAAGAGGAGGGUGAGAAGAGGGCCUUGGACACUAAGUUUGGAGGAACAGGGCAAAGUCAGGAGGUGUCUUUCCUCUUACAGCUGCUGUCUUACCUUCUCCUCUCUCCCUCCCCACCCACCGGUGUGACUGGGUUGGACGAACUCAGUAGCGUGGCUGGAGCACGCAGCGCUACGCUGAGCUUGGCUUACCCCAUUGCCCUGCCCAGUGCUGCACGCACCAUCCAUGCUCCUGAGUUGCUCCUCCCAUCCUAGCGAUGGAAGAGCGGAUACAGUAGGCAGAGGCACUGUGGGAGAGGAACUGGGCGAUGUUUAGACGAAGGACUCUUCCUUUAUUAGAGGGUAUAAGCAGAUGGCUGUAGAAAGCAGGUAGCUUCUGACAGCUGAAAACUGCUUCCUUCAGUCGUCAUCUACCAGCACCGAACCCCUCUGCGGCCGGGUGCUCGCUCUGCGUCAGCCCUUGUGCCGUUGCUUCCCACGCUCUUCCCCGCGAUAUCCCGGCCUCCCUGCGUAGCGGUUCUGUGUAGGCUGUAUGGGGCAGGUCCUGGCAUUGGCGUGUGGGACGUGGGGGACUUUGUGCUCUAGAAGAGCCACCUAGGUCUUCCCCACCGGCCUGGGAGGCAUGCGUUACAUGUGAAAUUAGGUAGGAAAGUGAGUGGUCACGUUAGAGCGGAGGAGCUGGGUAAUGAGCUAACGGGAGAAUAAGUUCAGAUAAAAGUGUUGCUGAAAUAAGACUUGAGCAUUCUCAGGGCAGGGUGAGCACUGGAGCUAAGGCUGAAGGGCUUCAAGGGGACAGGCUUAGGGAAUGGUUGGGCUGGGUUUUGUAAGAAUAUAAUCUAAAAAAGGAGAUUGUAGGACAAUUAGUUUGGUGGGUUGUUGUCUUGAAUUUCACCGUGUGCCUUUUUUGUCGGUGCCGCUGAAGGCCUGUGCUGCCGGGUCCUUUCCUGCGGAUGGGCAGGGGCUCCUUGGACCUUGCUCCACUUGCUCUUUCGGUAAUUAAUUGGCCGGUGGGGCCAAGGGGGUGCUGCAGCCCCAGGCAGCUCGGGGAGGGACUGGUGUGCGGCCGACCGCAGCCCCUGCGUGAGGGGCCAGAGUGAGCCUGGCGAAAGCAGGUUUGAGGAGCGGGAAGGAAACGUCUCUGGCUGCAAGCGAGUAAGGGCUGUGCGGCGCGUCCCGGGCCAAACUGGCGGCGUUACCGGGAUGUAACGGGCUGGAAUAAAGAGCGGGAGCUGCUUUUGUCCUGUG
Rhea pennata is the source of this 2653-nucleotide messenger RNA. Its product is annotated as zinc finger protein 777-like. The transcript has 7 exons. Lineage: Eukaryota; Metazoa; Chordata; Aves; Rheiformes; Rheidae. The record is from RefSeq and is a predicted model, not a curated record. The coding region runs from base 16 to 1329 and encodes 437 amino acids. Gene Ontology annotation, biological process: regulation of DNA-templated transcription.